Lethenteron reissneri (Far Eastern brook lamprey) is the source of this 3355-nucleotide messenger RNA. RefSeq names its product SPARC-like. The record is from RefSeq and is a predicted model, not a curated record. Lineage: Eukaryota; Metazoa; Chordata; Hyperoartia; Petromyzontiformes; Petromyzontidae. Gene Ontology annotation, biological process: anatomical structure development. Gene Ontology annotation, molecular function: extracellular matrix binding; collagen binding; protein binding.
UCUCUUAGAGGCCGAGGCGACGGCCAAGCGAGCGAGCGAGCCAGCGGAGAUUUCGAGAGCGAGAGUCGAGCAGGACUGGGGCGCUUGUGCGAGGUCACGUGGGGAGUGAGUGGAAGGAGGUGGUGGACGAGAGUGGAAGGUGAGGGUCGAGGUUUCUGCCGCUGGACGAAGGCGAUCAUGUCUCCUGCACGCGGUCUACUGCUCGCCUGCCUCCUCUGUCUACACGCGCAAUCGGGCUCCGCAGGGAGGGAGACGAACGGGGAGCGUGCCCUCGCCAAUGCAGGCGGCCGUCUCGUGCCGUACUACGGCCGCACCGAGCCAGAGCAGCUGUGCCGGCUGACGAAGUGCCGGAAACCUGCGGGAUCCGUGUGCCACGUGGUCACCACGGAGAACGGCACACGCAUCUCCAAGUGCAUGUGUCCUAAGACUUGCCCCGGCGAACAGAAGCCCGUUUGCAGCGCGUACGGGCGGCAGUACGACAACGCGUGCCUGCUGUACAAGGAGGCGUGCAGGAGGCGUAGGCGAAUCGGCAUCUCCUACUACGGCGAGUGCAUAGCCAGGCAGGGCGCGUGCUCGGACGCCGAGGGCGGCCAGUUCCCCUUCCGCCUGCUCGAGUGGUUCCUGCACCUCAAGGAGAUCGACGCGUUCGGCACCGUCGACCCCAGCUCCUCGCAGGCGACGCUCGACAGGCAGCAGCGCACGCUGCUCGCCGCGUGGAAGUUUGCGGCGCUGGAUCGCGAGGGAGACGGGGAGCUGAGUCGCCGGGACAUCAAGGACCUCCGCUUCCGCCUCAUGCCCCUCGAGCACUGCGCCGAGCAGUUCUUCCGGUCAUGUGACAAGGACGACAAUAAGAUGAUCUCGGAGGAGGAGUGGACGAGCUGCCUGGUGGAGCGAUCUGAAAGUUGGUACGAGACCUUCAUGUCAAAGAAGAUGGGUCCAGGCGGCGAGUGGAUCGAGUCGUGAGCGAGCUGAAGCCGAGCUGAGCGAGGGAUCCGCUGCAGCGUGCCGCUCGCCUCCUCGCCCAGCCCCUGUGUGUGACCCCCCCCCCCCCCAUUCACCUCCUCCACCGUUUUCCUACACACCGCCCACUCUGGUAGAGAGACGCUAGCCCAGUGGUCUUCAUUGCCAGCUUCCGCAGGCCACUGGCAGGCCACUGGCAGGCCCCUGGUGGCCUUUAGUGCGGGCCCCUCACUUGCGGCCCUCGACAAUUCACGAAUGUUGAGAACACCCCCACCACCACCACCAUCAUCGCCGUGCUGCUGUCAAACCCCCAAUGGUUUCAAACGUGUAGCACCCCUCACACUGGUGAUGUCUUAUCGGCGAAAGUGGUCCCCCCUCUGAAAAUUAGCGAAGAACGCUGCUCCUUUAACCCCUCGGGUUUGAACAACAGGCAAGUUGGGCAAACUUCUUAAAUCCCCAGUCCCUACCGCCCCUGUCCACCCAGCAUGAGUCGGAGUGGUUUGCGCCGCAGAUAGUCGAUCGGCAGGUCGCGUACGGUGGGGUAAAGUGUGGGUACUCACACAUUUUUCCAAGGCGUCUUUGGACGGCGUGGAAGAGUAGGCCAAAGCAGCCUCGGGAGGAGCUGUCUAGAGCUCCCUCUGGUGGAGGUCCUUCUGCCAGCAGUGGCGUGAGCGAGCAUUUGCAGGGGCUGCGCUUUCACCUGCAACUUCGAGCGUUCAGUGAGGCCCAUUUUCAUCGGCGGCCCUGAGCCACUGGUUGUAAAUUCCACGAGCCUAUGACUGAGAGCUCAUUACAUCCACUCACUGUUGACUUCCCCACGCAAACGGUGGUGUUCGUGGCUUUAUCGACCCCCCCCCCCCCUCCCCCCGGGAUGAACCAUGGGCGUGUAGUCUCCCCGAAGAGUCGACCCCUGGUUUUAAAAAAAUCUUCAUGCACCAGCAGGAACCCCGGCAGAGAGCAGGGCAGCUGUGGAAAUGCUUUGGUCAGCCGACUUUUAAACUGGGGCGCCGCGAGAUUUGUGGAGGUGUCAAGACGCAAACCGGCCUUCGCCAACUCGACGGAGAUCUGCUUGGCCUCUGUGUAAUUCAUUUAAUCGCCAUUGCGUUCGAAGCUUAGAUGUAGACAAAGACAAAGAUCCCCCGUAUAGCCUCAACAGACAUUUGUUUUGGUUGGGGGAGGGGAGCAAGUGCCGUUGGCGAGCUCGGUGUAGGCACAGCCGCUCACCAACGCACACUCCGGAUAUCGGCAGCGCAACAUCGGCGCACACUCUUCCCCGAUGGAGGCAAAGACGCACACUCUGAUAGCCCGCUCGAGACGUGGCGAGAUGUUAACUACCUCGCCUGGUAUAUAGGAGGUCCGUGGGUUCGAUCUGACGCCUACUGUAUUUUUAGAGUUUGCAUGUUCUCCCCUUGGCCACGUGGAUUUUUCUCCGGGCCCUACCGAUUUUACUCUACCACAUUUAGAAUCAACAUCGCGCGUUUAGAGAGAUAAUCUUGCUGCUAUACAUUUCCACGUGACGAUAAGCCACUCCGUUGAGCUGUCAUUGGUGAUUGCCAGGUGGCUUCUGAAAAAAAGAGCUGUAUAGCCUUGCCUGGUAAAAGUUUUGUUUAUGAACGUAGUUUUAGUUGAAGCAGGGUGAGACCCCGAAAGAUCCACGCUGGGUUUCAUGCGCAAGAGCGACCCCAGGGGUGUCACCAAUUUGAUGAAAAGCAAAAUCAAAGUCCGACGAAUUUCAACGUCGUCUCUUUGGCUCUCAGUGAGGAAAGUCACCUCCAGGCAUGAUUUGAAUCCUCACUGAUCGUCAGCCCGAGUUCGUUGAGAACACCAAUUGUCCAUUUUCGCUUAGUUCUUUAGAAUUAGAUCACUGGCGUGCAUUUACUUUUUUACAUUUAUACAGUACACCUCGUCUAACUCAUACAUAUGUAUCUAUUUAGAGUAGUAGAAUGAUUUUCUAUGCUGGAUAAAGGCCUUCCCACUCCGCAUCCGUCAUGGGUGUGUUGUUAGAGCAUACUUUAUCAUUUUAACUAACCCAAAAACCUCUAUUGUGGAUACUUCACCAUGCUGGUCAAUUCGGGAGAAGGUGAAAGGGAGCAGGGGUGAGCCGCAAACCAUUCCGGGUAUCGCUCGCCACUGAUGUUGCCCACGGCCUAGGAGUUGAACUCGGAUCGAGCCGGGUUCAUAGUGCGCUCAGAUGGCCACCCACGCCACUGCUGCAAUCCGCGAUAUUUAGUUACAGAAAUAUGUGAGUUCGGGCGCUUUAAAGUUGACAAACGUUUUCCUUGUCUGAUGUCAUCAAAUGUAUUUCGUAGACAUCAGCAGCAUAUAUUUCAAGAUUAAUAUUUAUAAAGAUUGAGCAUGCUUACAUAUAGGAAUAUAUAUAUAUAUUUGGUCCGAA